Molecule: messenger RNA, 2069 nt
Organism: Limulus polyphemus (Atlantic horseshoe crab)
Lineage: Eukaryota; Metazoa; Arthropoda; Merostomata; Xiphosura; Limulidae
Product: monoacylglycerol lipase ABHD12-like
Exons: 3
Coding region: 1-951 (316 amino acids)
Biological process (GO): monoacylglycerol catabolic process; phosphatidylserine catabolic process
Cellular component (GO): endoplasmic reticulum membrane
Molecular function (GO): monoacylglycerol lipase activity; phosphatidylcholine lysophospholipase A1 activity
Source: RefSeq, a predicted model, not a curated record
AUGUGGGGUGCUGCCUCUGGUGAAUCAAAGAAAUCCACAGGAUGCACCAAAGACGGCAGGCAAACGGUGUUACGAGUGAGGCUCUGGACUCAGAAUUUUAGUCUCAAUUGUACUUUCAACCACUUCUUGGACGUACAAGAGGAGGUAACUGUGGGGAUUUGGCACAUCUUACCAAAAAGUCGAUUGAAAGACUGUGAAAAAGGCAUAGUUCUAAACGACGAAUUUCAAGACGAUAGACCCGUAUUCCUAUAUCUCCACGGAGUGGCCGAAAACAGGGGAGCAAGUCAUCGACUUAAUAUAUACAACGUUUUGUCUCAGAGUCAUGUGGAUGGACAUGUGGUGACCUUCGAUUAUGGUGGGUUUGGCGAUUCUUCUGGAACCACCACCACAGUUGGAAUGAUCAAUGAUAGUAAAGCUGUAUAUCAGUGGAUUCGCAAAUUUGUUGGCAAAGAACGCAUCAUUAUCUGGGGCCAUUUUGUAGGCGCAGCUGUAGGACUUCGUCUCACUGAGGAAUUGUCUAAAAACAAAGAAUAUCCUGCCGGAAUUGUUCUAGAAGCUUCUUUCAAUUCCCUUAACGAUGUCAUUGUAACCCACCCGGCAUUUUUCUUCCUACGUUUCCUACCUUAUUUUGAAACCCUUAUACUAGAAGCAUUAAGACAUGAAGACACGUUUCUCAACCCAGAAGACCAGACUGGAAUUGUAAAAUCUCCUAUUCUUAUUCUUCAUUCCCAUUCCGACAAGUUGGUUCCACUCAGUGCUGGAGAAAAAUUCUAUCAGAAAAUUCAGGAGAACAAAUCCGAUCAUCUCAAGUCUUCGGUUCAGUUUGUAGGUAUUGACGAAACCGGUUCCUACGAAUGUGGACAUCGGUGGCUGAGUCUCGAUCCUAAGUUACCAGAAGUAGUUGAUGCGUUUUUAGAAACUCAUUACAAGAGAAGAAAGGAGAAACAUUGAAUUUCUUCAAUGUUGUAUAAGAAAAUUUAACAAUAGUCGUUUGUUUAUCUUGUUAAUUUUCCAAAUUUUAGGGCAAUUUAUUUCUUCAUAUAAAUAAAGAAUACAGUACAUCAUUAAGUUAGAUAGUGUCUAGAGAACUGUAUUUAAAUAUUUAUGGUAACACGUGUUUCCUGUUUUCCAGAUAUUCCUGAACUGACAGCGUGGUUAGUUGAAACGAAAUAAUAGCUAAUUCAAUAUUCUGUUGCAUGCAAACCAAGAUAAACAUUUGGAACAGAUGAUAUAUACUUUUGGAAUACUAUUGUAAUGCUAGCAUAGGCCAUAAUAUCUUUAAAAAAUUGAAUGAUCACAGAAAUUUUUGAUAUAUAUAUUUACGAACUGGCAGAUGGAACCAAUUUUUAAUAUCUUUUCUUUCUUUCUUUUUUUUUUUGGUCGAGGCAUUCCCCUUAAAGUGUACUAUUAAUAUUUCCAUUUCAAUAACGUUACGAAAAACUUACAAAUAUGCACAUUUAUAUGCAUUUAUAAACACAUAUAUGUCAAAUUUUAUAAAAGUUUCAAAAUGUAAAGAAUUUACGUUCUAAAAAAAAACGUGACUACUGAUGCAGUCAUUCGUACCAGCAUCUGUUCUUGAAUUAUGCAUUUUAUUAUUUGCAAGGUGCAGUAAUAAUAUCAGUUUGGGUACUACUUGUAUCGUUGAGAUGGUUCUUUGAAUUUGUGAUCUGCUAAAAAUAAUGUAACGUCAUGAUAAUUCAGAGAAUAUUUAAGCUCAAUCUUCUGUUAAAAACUGACAAAACGUAUUCUGAGUUCGAUGUUUGUAAGUUUGCUACUGUACAUUCGUUGAUAGGCUAGUCAAGUUUACAUGAUGAGAUAUGACAAUGAAAGAUGUGACUAGAAUUCUGAAAUUUAACUACGUCAAGAGCUGAGGGGGUCUUUAAAUAUUAAUUUUGAUUGGUGAACAGUCUAUAAUACACUUUUUUUUCAUAAUCAAUUUAUAUUUAUGCCUCCAAAAUGUUGUUGUUUUAAUUUGAAAUUGAAACUGUAACUAUGUAAUAUUUCUUUUGAAACUUCUGUUGUAUUUCAGUACCGAUGCUGUAUGAUAAUCAUUAAAUUACCUGUUGAAA